Messenger RNA from Striga asiatica, 2240 nucleotides. The record is from the annotation of a GenBank genome assembly. Lineage: Eukaryota; Viridiplantae; Streptophyta; Magnoliopsida; Lamiales; Orobanchaceae.
AAAAGCUGUUUUUUUCUUGAUAAAUAAAAAAUAAUAAUAAUCCUUUGGCGGGCGUUAGACUUAUUGGCAAUUGUCGCUCUGUUUUUCUAAGUCUCAACUACCAAGUCAGUAAACGCGCCUUUUCUGUUACGUUUUCUAUUUCGAAGUUGUGUAUUUUGUUUGUUGAUGUUAGAUUUCAUGGGCUGCUGUGUUUGUGUUUGAAAAAGGUAGGUUUUGUUUGUUGUUGUUGUAGUAAUAAACAUAAAGAGCAGAAAAAGGCAAAGAUGGGUGCGCGAUUUUCAAAGCAGGCAUCAAAACCAAAUCCUUAUGCUUGCAGAAAUACGGCUCAUCAGGAGAAAAAUCAUUUGCAGAUAGAAACAUCAAUUGAGAAUCCAACAGCGUCCACGCUUGAUGAGUUCUAUGACGGGAUACCUCAGUAUCAGAGGAGUUCUUACCAGAAAUCCAGAUCAUUUAGGGCAACUAAGGUUUCAGAAGUGAGUGCUCGUCUAACCAGAGUUGGCAGUGCUGGAUUUGAAAAGGCAGCAGGCCUUUUGGACACACUUGGGAUGAGUGUCGGUGGAUUUGUUCCCCGAACAACUGCCAAAAGCAGUGAACUUUCCAUUUUAUCGUUUGAGGUUGCCAAUACAAUUGUCAAAGGCUCUAACCUUAUGGAGUCGCUUUCAGACAAAAGCAUACGGAGACUGAAAGAAGUGGUGCUUCCUGCAGAGGGUGUUCAGAAGUUGAUAUCUAGUGACAUGGACGAACUUUUAAGAAUAGUUGCAUUUGACAAACGAGAAGAAUUGAAAGUUUUCUCAGACGAAGUUGUACGCUUUGGGAAUCGAUGUAAAGAUCCUCAGUGGCAUAACUUGGACCGCUUUUUUGAGAAACGUAACAGAGAUCGAACACCUCAAAAGCAGUUGAGGGAAACAGCAGAAUCACUUAUGCUGCAACUGAUUUCAUCAGUUCAUCUUACAGCUGAGCUAUACCGGGGGCUGCAUGCACUGGACAGAUUUGAGCAAGACUAUCAGCUUAAGCGCCUGGAGGAACUUAGAUAUAAUGCCUCUCAAAGAGGAGACCGGGACAACAGCCUGAACAAAUUGGCAGCCGAAUUGAAAAACCAGAGGAAAUUAGUUAAAAACCUUCAGAAAAAGUCGCUGUGGUCCAGAAGUAUGGAAGAGAUUAUGGACAAACUUGUGGAUAUCGUUUUAACGUUGAACCAGGAAAUAAACUCUACCUUUGGCAGUCCAGUAUUAGGCGAAACACAAGAAGAAGCAACUAUCAGCAAUCAGCAUAGGUUGGGAUCUGCUGGACUAGAUUUGCAUUAUGCUAAUAUCAUUUUGCAGAUUGACUCAAUAGUAGCCGUUUCAGGUAACGUGUCACCAAACACCCGAGACAUUUUGUACCAGAACUUGCCACCUAACAUGAAAGAUUCUCUACGAACCAAAGUUCGGUCUUUCCAUGUCGACAAAGAGCAGCUCACAGUAACAGAAAUCCAAGAUGAGAUGGAAAAGACAUUGCAUUGGCUUGUUCGGGUUGCUACAAAUACGGCUAAAGCUCAUCAUGGCUUUGGUUGGGUUGGAGAGUGGGCGGGCUUUGGGUCCAACCUGAACCGCAGGACAGUCGAGCCUUUGGACAUUAUGCAAAUCGAGACACUCCACCAUGCAGACAAGCAGAAGACAGAAGCUUAUAUUAUUGAUUUACUGUUGUGGCUUAACUAUUUGGUCAGUCGUUGCUGUUGGCAUAGCAAGUCGAGGAGGUUUGGGAAAGUUAUGAUCAGGGGAAGUGAUUACACUAGUGGGACAACAAAUUCUGGCCUCAAGGUUGUAUCCCGUGGUUGCCCUGAUCUGAAAGUUCUUUCUCUAUGGAACUUAUGGCCAAUUGGUGAUGAAGAGUUGUGCGAAAUUGCAAAAGGGUGUCGUUCUUUUGAAAAGAUCGACCUUUGCCACUGCCCCUCUAUCACGGACAAAGGUUUAAUUGCUAUUGCAUUGAAUUGUCCUAAUUUGGUUUGGGUUACACUGGAAUCUUGCUUGAAAAUAGGCGAUGAGUGUUUACGAGCUUUGGGCCGUUACUGUCUGAACCUAUACAUUAAAAAUGUGAAAAUUUGUCCACUCGUUGGUGACAAGGGAAUUGGGGGCUUGUUUUCAUUGCCUGGUCACAGCGUGACAAAAGCGAAACUUGAGGCACUAAGUAUCACUGAUGUGUCUCUUUCUGUCAUUGGACUCUAUGGGAGUGCGCUGUCUAAUCUUGGGCUCGUGGGCCUC